CAAAUUACUACAUACGAAGAAAAUCUUCAGGAAGAACCCACCAACAUCAAUGGCUACACUGAGCAAAGAGAUCUUGCUUCCACCAUUGGAUGCUACUGGGGUGCAACCUCCUCUUUUUGAUGGAACUACUAGGUUGUAUACCUGUUACACAUGCCCAUAUUGCCAACGUGUUUGGAUCACCAGGAAUUACAAGGGGCUACAAGAGAAGAUCAAGUUGGUUCCUUUAAACCUUCAAAAUAGACCUGCUUGGUACAAGGACGUGUACCCUCCAAACAAGGUUGGUAUCUGUGGAUUGUUAUAAGAACACAUUAUUGUAACUACAAUGUUUUAUGGUUUGCUGGUUUUUGUUAAUUAAUCUAAUUCUUCUCUUUCUCGUUGGUUCGAAAUGCAACUCGAAAAGAAAAUAAUUUGUUAGUUCUGCUUCUGGUAUGAUCCCCCACUUCAUCCAGUGUUACCGUCUUGCACUUCAUGAUCAUCAUGUUACUUGGUACUAUAUUUUUCUGGUAAUGGUGAAUGAGAGAAUCUGAUUGAAGCUACUCACAGGGUAGACAUAGAAUAGGAAGAUACUCAAUGAACCGUAGGAAUGAGU
Molecule: messenger RNA, 589 nt
Organism: Rubroshorea leprosula
Lineage: Eukaryota; Viridiplantae; Streptophyta; Magnoliopsida; Malvales; Dipterocarpaceae
Source: the annotation of a GenBank genome assembly